Coregonus clupeaformis (lake whitefish) is the source of this 2128-nucleotide messenger RNA. RefSeq names its product LIM/homeobox protein Lhx6-like. The record is from RefSeq and is a predicted model, not a curated record. Lineage: Eukaryota; Metazoa; Chordata; Actinopteri; Salmoniformes; Salmonidae. The transcript is spliced from 8 exons. Gene Ontology annotation, molecular function: RNA polymerase II transcription regulatory region sequence-specific DNA binding; DNA-binding transcription factor activity, RNA polymerase II-specific. Gene Ontology annotation, biological process: regulation of transcription by RNA polymerase II; neuron differentiation; forebrain neuron development. Gene Ontology annotation, cellular component: nucleus. Bases 407 to 1471 code for a protein of 354 amino acids.
GAACCAGUGAUUGUCCGUCAUCCCCUCAAGAGCUUUCUUGAAUGGACACGGGUCGUUGAAUUUCCUGAGCGCGCGGGAUAUCCUUCCCAACUCAGCGCAUGCCGAUACAUCGCAGGCCACCGCUCACUCGAUUUGGACUAAUUUGCUGCUGGCUGCAGCUUCAACAACAUAUAGCGCAAAGGACUGUAUCUUGGAAAUAAACACCAACAGGGAGUGGCAGUAAAGCUAACUGUCAUGGACAAUUCAACCUAAUUUUAUGUAUGUCCGUGUCAGGGUAAACGCUUUUUUGCUGUUUCAAUUUUAAUUUUCAUGUGUAAAAUCAUAAUUCUCUACUAAACCCAUCCCGGGACACUACUUGGAUACCGCCUGCCUCUCACUUAGACUACAGUGUUAACGGGUCCCCUGCAUGUACUGGAACAAUGAAGUUCCAUCUCCACUCCCGGAGGAGAAUAAAGUCUUGUUGGACAAUGUUUUCGUUAAGCAGUCUCACUCGGACGGGGAGUCUUAUGCGGAUGUAAAAGAAGAGGCUCCUCUCCUGCCCAGUCCUCUGGUAACACCGUCUAUGUGCUUGCAUCCGACCCUGGCCUCCCCGACGCCGGUUCCGUCCACCGGGAAAAACCAGUGUGCCAGCUGCGGCACAGAGAUCCAAGACAGAUACCUACUGAAAGUGAACAAUUUGAAUUGGCACGUGGGAUGUCUGGAGUGUUCAGUAUGCAGAGUAUCAUUACGUCAGCACAAUAGCUGCUACAUCAAAAACAAAGAAAUAUUUUGCAAAUUGGAUUAUUUCAGUAGGUUUGGCACCAAGUGUGGCCAGUGCAGGCGCCAGGUGUAUGCCAGUGACUGGGUGCGGCGGGCGCGGGGCAGUGUGUACCACCUGGCCUGCUUCGCCUGCUACUCCUGUAAGAGGCAGCUGUCCACGGGGGAGGAGUUUGGUCUGGUGGAGGGCAGGGUGCUAUGUCGAGCCCACUACGACACCAUGGUGGAGAACCUCCAGAGAGCGGCUGAAAACGGGACGGGUCUCACUUUGGAGGGAGCCUUCCCCUCUGAUCAGGAUGGCCAACCCAAACCAGCCAAGAGAGCACGUACUUCCUUCAGCGCUGAGCAACUACAGGUGAUGCAGUCUCAGUUUAACCAAGACAACAACCCUGAUGCCCAGACUCUACAGAAGCUGUCAGACAUGACAGGACUGAGCAGACGGGUCAUACAAGUUUGGUUUCAAAACUGCAGAGCAAGACAUAAAAAGCACCCUCCACCCCAGCACAACGGUCACCUCCAGGGCGCCCCCCAUCCCCACUCCAGAAUGCCCCCCUCACUGUCAGACGACCUCUACUCCCCCUUCAGCAGUCCUGACAGACCACACCUACUGGCUCUGCAUGGAUACAUUGACAGUCAUCCCUUCUCGAUGCUGUCUGCCCCUAACCACCUCACCCACCCAGGCAUGGCCUUACCACAGUUACCCAUCAGCCGCUAACUAACACCCCUGAGACCACCACCUCCCCCACAAGCCUUAUCUCUCACAGAACUUUUCAUCCCGCAACAUUGAGAACAUUUCAACAUUUGCCUCUCCCAUUUGACUAUACAUGAGGACUGCUGCGGUUUCUUCCGCCUCCAUGGUCUGCAGAGUUGGAGAUAUCACAUUGUCAAAUGGACGGACAGUUUUAUAAUGGCAGCUAGACUUUAGAUCAUCUGUGGAAAAACAUCCCAGUCCAAUAUAAAUAUGGUAAUCAUCAGGACCAGAUUAGACCACCCAUCCAUUGACAGGGAAUACACUGAAACUCCAGGACCAGGAUUAGGAACAGGAAGACUAAUCUAACAGGAAAUCUCCUUUCAAUCAUUGUGGAUUAUGAUUUUUCAUCAUCUUAUUCAUCAACUGGUAGUACUAAAGGUAUUUCAUGUUUCAAUUCCCAUCGUUUUAAAUAUGACAUUUUUUCUGUCACUCUGUCUGCUUGUUUUCCUGUAUAAAACCCUCCCAUGCAUGGGCUAUUAUUUAUGUGUAAGGUGACGAUGAAUACUCUUCUGAUCUUGUGUGUUGAGAGAGAGUGUUGAGUGUUGUUAUUAACUUGUUUUGGUUGUAAAAUGGAAAGCUUAUGUGCCCCUUUAUUUAUUAAAAAAUAUACUUCACCAAGAA